This is a messenger RNA of Rhinopithecus roxellana (golden snub-nosed monkey), 2655 nucleotides long. RefSeq names its product family with sequence similarity 217 member A (gene FAM217A). The coding region runs from base 549 to 2330 and encodes 593 amino acids. NCBI's taxonomy places the organism in Eukaryota, Metazoa, Chordata, Mammalia, Primates, Cercopithecidae. The record is from RefSeq and is a predicted model, not a curated record. The transcript has 7 exons.
UCCAGUGACUGUUUUGCUUGUUACCUUAGAGUUCUCUAAUUCUUUUACCUUAAACGGCAGUGGGUUAAAACGUUUUAGGUACCUUGACUGAUUGGUAUGGAAAAUAUUGUUUGGUCCUGGGGGCGAUUUGGUGUCUCCGAAAUAUGCACGAGGUGCUUGCCUGGCCUAGUUGUAAGGGUUCAAUCCUGCUUUCAAAUGGAGCAAUUGUUUUAAACGAUUCAAAGGAGACUUUGUGCCCCUGUUUUCUAAGUUCUGGAUAAUUCACCAUGGUUUGUUCCAAUUUGUAUUUCAUCUUCUUAGCUGGUAUUUGCUUUCUCACCUCUGAUCUCGAUUUCCUAAUCUUCUGUUCUGAGAUCUGCUAGUUUGCUGUUGUCUGUGCUCCCUUUGAGUCAGGCUUACCCCUUGUUUCUGGUUGGUUUCGUACUGUCACCCUCACCCUGCUCGCCUAGCCCCUCUCUUCUGCUUUCUAAGCAUUCUCUUACCUCCUUUCGAUGGGAAAUCAAAACUCACACUUUUUCUUUUUUAUAAAUGUUGACCGUUACUCAUAAAUGUGCCUGUCCCACAAUCUGUAUAGGAUUUUAAGGAAACAGAGCAGCAGCUACAACAAAAUGGGGAGAAGAAAUGAGAACUGUGCUAACAGCCUACGUGUGUCAAACAUCUCUCAGGAGAAUAAAUUGUUACAGUCUUCUACACACCUCCCGCAUUUCCCCCGUGGCGCUCUGCGCAAUGUCUGGAACAGAAAUACUCAGUUGUUAUUAGUACAUCUCCCUUUUGAUUUUUGGCUUUCUUUUGAAUAUUUCCUAAGUGUUUCUCCACACCUGGAAGCCAGAAUGAGUAGUGGGCUGGUUAGUGCGGAAUAUAAGAACUUAUCUCACUGGAAUUUGGAUUCAGAAGUACCUGUUCCUGAAAAUAAAAACCUCCCAGCUGGAAGGGAUAGAGCAGCAGGUGGGAAAAUUAACAAGAAGUACUUGGAAAUUCCAGUGGAGCAGCUGAUGCCAGAACCUAAUUUGUCGGCACAUACUCAAGAAAGUACACAGAAUAGUAAACAAGGGAUCUUUCAAUUAUGGAAUUGUCCUCUUAAUGAAGGAAGUACCAUAGAGAAGAGGGAAUUCAAAAAAUCUUCAGUGGAAACUGGCUUUAAUGUAACCACUAAUCCUAUCAGGGUCUUCACUCUGAGCCACCCAUUCACAAGCACUUCAGCUGAUGAGCAGGUUGGUCCUUACCCUGGACUGCUGGUGCCACUAGGUCUCUGCUGGCCCCAUGCUGAUGGAGACUUUUUCAAGAACAGAAAUGAGAUUCAGUUUAGUUCAUAUUCAACUAUAGAAAACAACGAUGGUGAAACGUUACCUGCUCCAAAUUGGAAUUUGAAACAUGGAAGCAGCAGUGUGGAAGAAAAUUUAACAGAUGAAAGUGACUUAUCAGAAAAUGAGAAAGAAAAUGAUACUUUACUUAGCUCUUUUAAAAAGGUGGACCUGAACUUGAAGCCAGAAACAAUAAAAAAUGUUGAGGAACCUUUCACCGAGGAGCCAAAUGAAGUAUUUCCAUAUCCUGAUUUUCUCCCUCCUGCUUUCAGUACUCUAGACUUGCACAAUUUAGCCCUCUCCAAAUCUGACCAUUGGAAAGCGACACUGGAACCUGCAGAAAGCUCUGUUGAACAGUUGAUAACUCGUUUACUGGAACUAGAACGAUUACAACAUAUGACUAUUCAAAAAGAGAGGCCAAGACUACCAACGACUUUCUGUACUCCAGCAGUUACUGAACGACCCUCUUCCUCCAAAGCUACACCAAAAGCGAGACAGCCAAAACUUUGUGCCUCUUUGAGUCUUCAGAUACCUUGUGUAGAUAAAAGUCAAGAAAAAAGUAAAAACAACUCUGGUUCUUGCAAACUUGAGCAAAAUACUUUAAAAUGGAAUUGGAGCAAUGCUGGCAAAUAUAAAUGGAAUACUAGACCACCGUCUCUAAAAAGUUCUUCCAUCACAAAACAAUUGAUUGAAACUUAUGAUAAGAAUCCCAAAAGUUCUAUUUUAAAUCCAUGCCAAGAACUUUCAUCCAAGCCUACUACUGGCCAAACAACUCAACCACCGGUUAAAAUGGUCUCCACAAGAUGUCUGCCAUCGAGGUCUCCAGUGCCAGUUUCACCUAUACCUCUGUCUUUUCCCGAAAAUCAGAAGGAAGAAAUUAAGGCACCGAAGAGAAACUUUGGGACCAAAAAGAAACUUUAUCGACAAAAUACAGUGUGGAAUAGACCGUUCUCUAUUCAGAAGCUAAACUGUUUGUCACCUUCCCUUAUUGCUAAGGAUAAGUGCUGCUCACCCAUUGAACAAAAAUAACUCUUUUCUUUCACACAUCUCAAUGUGAACAGAUCUAUUCUAAGAAGCCCAACUAAGAUAUGGUUAAUUAUUCCAAGACACAGGUACUAUUAACAAUCCCCCAAAAUCACCAAACGGUUGCUUGAUGUGAUAUGGAGUGGAACUUGUGAAAAGCACUGCUGAGAUGUCUAUAUAUAAACCCACAGGCUUCUAUACUGACAUAUUUGACAAUCUUUUGCAUGUUGUGUUUCAAAUAAAUGGUUCACUUAGUAGACUAUUCUAUUCAAAAGGCUUUUUCAGUGAUUGCUUUCCAGUAUCAUUCCAUCAAUAAAUGGUAUAAUUGACU